AUGGCGUGGAAAGAUGAUGCCGUCUUGACGAUGGCUGCCCAGGAUCAAAGCGACGUUUACAUUCUUUCAUAUCGCCGCGGCAACGCCCAAGAAGACUACCGCCUCAACUCCCAACAGGAUGUUAUUAAGCACGCAAUCCUGGAAGGCCAACUGGUGCACCCCUCAAUCCCAGCCGUAGAGAUCACGAAGGCCAUUGCCGAUCUUGGCUGCGGCAGCGACAUCUGGUUCGACGACAUCAAGAACACGCUCUUUCGUGGGACUGACACAGAUCCCCGUCUCGUAGGCUUCGACAUGAACCCCGGAGCUUUCAACAAGACCCCUGCACCUGGUGUCCAGCUUAUCGAGCACGAUUGCACCAUGCCUUUUGACGACAGUUAUAACGGCGCGUUCGACCUCGUGAAUAUGCGCGGGCUUGCGUAUGCCUUGUCCGUCGAAGGCUUUUCUCUCAUGAUGAAACACGCCAUUAAGCUAUUGAGACCGGGAGGGUACCUCCAGUGGCUUGAGACUGAGACGAGGCUUUUCAAGGCUUAUCCAGCUACGCCGAGGAUAUCAAAAGCUCUGGCUGCUAUUAACCUCGAGCGGGAGCAGCGUGAACUUGCACCUUACCUUCCGCAUUUCAUGCUUCGAGAACUUCUGUCCCAGAAUUCAAGGCCCAGCGGUAGUGCUUGUACUAUUAAGGCACAGCCUGAGGGUUCAGACCUGUGUUCUGGGUGCUAUGCUGCGCUGAUACCGUUAGGCGUUGUGAUACCCUAG
Molecule: messenger RNA, 753 nt
Organism: Annulohypoxylon maeteangense
Lineage: Eukaryota; Fungi; Ascomycota; Sordariomycetes; Xylariales; Hypoxylaceae
Exons: 4
Coding region: 1-753 (250 amino acids)
Source: RefSeq, a predicted model, not a curated record